Molecule: messenger RNA, 643 nt
Organism: Alligator sinensis (Chinese alligator)
Lineage: Eukaryota; Metazoa; Chordata; Crocodylia; Alligatoridae
Gene: NDUFB8
Product: NADH:ubiquinone oxidoreductase subunit B8
Exons: 5
Coding region: 1-516 (171 amino acids)
Cellular component (GO): mitochondrion
Source: RefSeq, a predicted model, not a curated record
AUGAAAAAUGAAGAAGAGAAAGCGGGGGAAGUCAUGCAAAGGGGCUGUCACGUGACACGCGGGGGAGCGGCCCGGGACGGGGAGGGUAGGGGCUGUUCCCCGAAGCUGCUCCACCGGGAGCCUGUGCAGGGAGGAAAUCCCCCCCCUCCCCGCUGUCACUGCCCCAGCUGUGGUGAUUAUCCCAAACUCCCUAACCGAUCUCAAGAAGACAGAGACCCCUGGUAUCCCUGGGACGAUCGAUUUCAUAGACGAAACUGGGGAGAACCGAUCCACUGGGACUUUGAUAUGUUUGUCCGGCCCCGUGUUGACACAACCGCCACUAUGAUACCUUGGAAAACCAUGUGCACCUGGUUUUUUAGCGCUCUGGCCUUCAUGAUAUUCAUGUUCUGGGUUGGAGCGAAGUAUCCAUCCUACAUGCCUGUGGGGCCAAAACAAUAUCCCUACAAUAACCUGUACCUGGAACGAGGUGGUGAUCCUAACAAAGAGCCCCCUGUAGUGAAGAACUAUGAAAUCUAAGCCUUGUGAAAAUGCAGCUUUUCUCCUGGGUCAGCUGCUCUGGAGUUUUCCACAGUGUUCAACACAGGAUAUGCUAAUGCUUGUUCUAAAAGGUUUAACUUCAAAUAAAUGCGUUUAUGAAAUCUUU